UUGAAAAAUGUCAUCGAUUGAAUCAGAUGUUAUAAAUCGUUUAAUGAAAAUUAACAGGUUUAUAACCUUACCUAAAACUGAAAAAGCAUCUAAAACAGAUGAUUUCAAUAAUAUAACAAAAUUUUUUAUUGAUAAAUUAAAAAAUUAUGAUCCUGCUUUUAAUAAACUUUAUAAAGGACAUCGUUUGGCUGGUAGCUAUGCUGACAAAUUAAAAAUUGGUGAAGCUGAUGAAUUUGAUUUAAUUAUUAAAUUAAAAAUAGAUAGUGCAUACGAUAUUGAAGUUACAGAAGAUCCUGAUUUUCCAGGUUAUUGUAAUAUUAAUUUAAAAGAUAUGAUGUUAAAAUUAAAGGAGAAAUGUGAAAAAGAAGAAGCUAAAAUUUGGUAUUAUAAACAUUUCGAAAGUUUAAUAGAUGAAAAUAGUUAUUUAAUUCAAGAUAAAGUCCAUGAAUGGAUUGAAAGAUUAAUGGCUAAUAUAUUAUAUGAAGAUUUAAAAGAUGGUGAAUUAAAAAUAAAUGAAAAUACAAUUUAUUCAAUAAAAUAUUCUACAUCUGGUCCAGCUCAUACAAUAAAUUUAAUACGUACUGAUAGAAAAUUAAUAUCAAUUGAUUUAGUACCAGCAUUUAUAUUUGAUGAAACAAAAUGGGUAGUAGAACGUAAUCUACCAUCAACAUUAGCUAAUAUAAUUCCAAAAGAAGAUUUAUAUUGGAUUGCAUUACCGAAACCUAUUAAAGGAAAACCUAAACCAAAUAAAAGUUUUUUAACAUCAUUUGUUGAUAUUGAAAGGCAUUUAAUUUCGGAUCGAAAUAAUUUAAAAAAUACAUUGAAAAUGUUAAAAAAAUUACGUGAUCGAAAAAAACUUGAUUAUUUAAAAAGUUAUUUUAUUAAAACUGUUUAUCUAUGGGAAAAUGAUAUACAAGAUCGAAAAUUUUGGGAUCAAUCAUCAUUUGAAGUAUUGAAACAUAUGAUUUUAAAAAUUAUUGAACAUUUGAAAAAUAAAAAUUUACCAUAUUUUUGGCAUAAAGAACAAAACAUGUUUGGAAAUUUAUCCGAAGAUGAUAUAAAACAUAUGUUGAGUGAAUUAAAUGAAGCAUAUGAUAUAUUAAUAAAUCAACCAAAUGAAAUUUUUAAUUUGUUUCUUACAUAUGCUGAACAAUUGAAACUUGAAGAAGAUCUUGCAAAUUUUAAUUGUAAUGCAAUUCAAUUGAAUUCAAAUCCAAUUGUAAUUGAAAACACCAACAACGAACCGUUGGCUUCAUCAUCUGAAGAAAACAGAUCGCAUUCUCAUAUACCUUUAUGUUCUUUUGAUACACCAAAUGGUUUUCUACUUUUAAAUCCAUUUACUAUAUUUACUAAACCUUAUGCACUUUUACCAAGGAGAUUUUAA
This is a messenger RNA of Condylostylus longicornis, 1384 nucleotides long. Its product is annotated as cyclic GMP-AMP synthase-like receptor. NCBI's taxonomy places the organism in Eukaryota, Metazoa, Arthropoda, Insecta, Diptera, Dolichopodidae. The transcript is spliced from 4 exons. The coding region runs from base 8 to 1384 and encodes 458 amino acids. The record is from RefSeq and is a predicted model, not a curated record.